AAAAAUCAUACUUCGUGGACCGAUCGAAGAAUGACCCUCCAUUCACCCUUCGAUGAUGAAUCUAUGCCUCGCAGCUCGUGGAAUAUGAGUGGCGACGCAUGUGAAAAAGUCUUUCUGUCCAUGAAAUAGCCAUAAAAAUUGAAGCUUUUGACAGUCUCAUGUGCUUUAUCUGCAGCUACCUUCUCAUGGCCAACCACUCCCAUCCCAAGCCACACUGGCCAUGCAUUGAAUGCUCUGAGGAUGCUCAUCCAGCUCUAAAUUACCCUCACACUACUUAUUCGAACUCUGCAGGUCGAAGCAGUUCUGUGGGAUGAUGGGGUUUAGGAGAAGGGGUCAAUGGCCGCUUCAUCUUCUCUGUUCGGUCGCCAUUGUUGCGGCUUUUGGAAAUUUUGGUGGCGUUUGCUCUGAAGUUAGUGUGAAGUUUGUGAAGACGCCGCGGCGAAUCUCGGCAUUGGACUCUGCUGCAUUUGAGUUUGAGGUUUUGGAGGGAGGGAGUGGAGUUCGUUGCAGCGAUUGUGCAGUCCGCUGUAAGCUGGACAAUGAUAGCUUUUCAGAUUGCAAUUCUGGACGAGUAAAUUACGAUAGCUUACAUGACGGAGAUCACAUAUUUGAGGCUUGCAUUAGUGGAUACGGUGGACUUCGCUGUGAUAGCUAUAACUGGACUGUUGAUACUGUUCCUCCUACAGCAUAUGUUUCAGCUCCAAUGCCUUUUACAAAUGAGUCUAAUGUGUCUGUACAUAUAUUAUUCAGUGAAUCUUGUCCUGGCGGAGGAGGAUUCAGGUGCUUUCCUGACUAUUGUAGUCUUCUUGUUUAUGGAGCUGGCCAUGUUUUUUCUUCUACUCUCAAGGUCCUCCGGGCUGACCUCGAGUUCUCUAUCCACGUGGGCAUUUCUACUGAUGUUCAGUAUGGCCGAUUGGUGCUGGUAAUGGAUAAGAAUUUCUGCACAGAUGCUGCUGGUAACAGCUUUACAAGAACAAUGAAUUCAAGAUUCUUCUUACAUUUCGAUAAAAGACCAGUUUUUCUGAAUAUAAGGACCCGUAUUCCAGACAAAUUACUUCAACUUAAUGGAAAUAUAAGGAGAGUUGAUGCAACUAACAGCCAAAGGGAUCUUAUGAUCUACCUGUACUUUUCAGAACCAGUCCUUAAUUCGUCAGUGCAAGUCUUAAAUGUUCUUCAUGCAAGUAGUGGUAUUCUUCUACCGUUAAAUGGUAGUACCCUUGCAAACCGUCGAUUGGGAUAUAAAGUUACUGGAGUGUCGAGCAUGGAUGUUGUCACCAUAAACUGUGCAACAAAUUCUAUAAUCAGCAGACAAGGAACUCCAGUCUCUGCUUUGGUUCCAUUCACGUUCUUAUAUGAUGUUCAAAGACCUGCCGUUACGCUGGGCACAACUGCAAAUAUGCGAACAAGAGAACGCAAUAUACCCAUUUUUAUUAAGUUUGUGAAACCUGUUUUUGAGUUCAAUUCAUCCUCUUUACUUAUUUCAGGGGGCCAUUUUGUGAGCUUUCGUGAAGUUAGUAAGAGCAUAUAUACUGGAAUAGUACAGGCAGAUGACAGUAUUGUCUCUGUAGAAAUUCCUGAAAAUACAACAGAGGACAUUGCAGGAAAUAAAAACCUUGCAUCAAACCAACUUCGUGUGAGACAUUAUUCUGUACCUAUUAUCUCUGUAAUGGUUUCCACCAUAGCUACUGGUACAUUUGCAGCUACAUCUAUGGCAGCAGCAUUCCUCACAGUUACAACUGCAAGCCUUCUUUCCUCUGGCGUAUUUUCAAGACCAACAACCUAUCUGAUAUCAGAGCCAACUAAAAACCUUGUUAGAAUUGCAUGCCACAUCCAAUUUUUUGCACUGUCGAAGUGGUUAACAGCCAUACUGCCAGUUGAAUAUUAUGAAUUUGCAAGAGGCAUUGAGUGGAGUAUCCCUUACAUUAAUCUUCCUUGGGAAAGUGAGUGCGUAGAUUCAUUUUUGAAAGAUUCAAGUUUUCGAGUUGUGGCGUCCAGUAAAUCGUCAGAAGGGAAUGUGCUGAACUCUUUCAGGCAUAUGGAAAUAGUGAACGACAAACCAGAAAAUGCACUAUAUGGAAAACCACUUACUCCAAUUGAAUACAUGGCAUUUCUUGAGGAUCAAAAUAUGAAGCCUGAAGCUGAAUUUAUAAUGACCCCUCGAAGUACAGAUGUGUGGAAACAUUUUGGCCGGAACAUUUUUUGGUUAGCGGUGAUUGGAGGCGGCUUGAUAGCCCUUCAUGCAAUACUUCUUCUCAUUCUUAGGUCAAGGAGGACAAGGCUAGAAAAAAAGAAAGAAUUUGGAGCUCUUGUGUGCCCAAGAUUUGAAAUAUUCUUAUUACUCCUUGCACUGCCAUCAAUAUGUCAGGCAUCAUCAACCUUAAUCAGAGGUCAAAGCUCCACCGGAAUUACCGUCGGAAUCAUACUGCUUGGUAUAGCCACAUCCAUCCUCAUAUCACUACUUCUGUUCCUGUCAAUCGGAAUCUCCCUUGGUAAGCUACUCCAAUACAAAGAAGUUCAUCAGGAAGGGCAAGAGUUCCAUUGGUACAGCACCAUCAUUCGGAUAUUGCUCGGCCCCGGCAAACAGGGCCAGUGGACUUGGCUGAACCAGUCGAGCUCCAUCAACCUCAUGCGAUACGGACCCCUCUUUGAAGACCUCCGAGGGCCUCCGAAGUACAUGCUAUCCCAGAUCUCUGGCGGCAUUGGGAACUCAAAGCAGGGCGACCCAAUAAUCGCCUCCGAAGAUGAGAAUGAGGACGCCGAAGCUCCUUUCAUUCAAAAGCUCUUUGGCAUCCUACGGAUCUACUACACCUUCCUCGAAUUAGCUAAACGUGCCUUGUUCGGUAUCGUUGCAGGAGUAUUCUACAACAAAAAAUCAUCAAAAGUUCCGACUCUAAUAGUCCUCUCAAUCACCUCUUUCCAGCUAUUCUUCCUCUUACUGAAGAAGCCAUUCAUCAAAAGGAAGGCGCAGCUGGUGGAGAUCAUCUCAGUCAUGAGUGAAGUUGGAGCUCUUGGUUUGUGUCUCUUUUUACUAGAGAAUGAUUUAUCUGAAGCUGCGCAGAAGAGGGUUGGUUACUUCAUGCUUGCUUUGUUUGUUUUCGGGUUUCUGACACAAAUAGUAAAUGAAUGGCAUGCAUUAUACGAGCAAACCAUUCGGCUUAGUUCGGGCGGGAACUCGUUCUUCCAGGGAUUGAAGAUGGCAUUUGCCGGGCUUAUGUUCCUUGUGCUUCCAUCAAAUUUAUUGAAGGAUUGGAGGGAGGAAUUUGGCAUAAAUCAAGAUGAGGGUGGCGGGGUGCCAUUUUCUUCGAGCGGCGAGCUGCCAUGGAGCUCUGGUGAGAGGCCAUGGCUGAGGCAGCUGCGGGAGUUGGCUAAGGCUAGCUUUAGCAAGGAUCAUGGUGGAGUCGUAACUGAUCCUUCGAGUAGUCGGGUUUGGAGCGGUAAGAGAAGCCAGAGCUCAUCGGUGACUUCAUCAUCAACGGAUUUCAAGUUGAAGGGAGAUAUGAAGACCAAGUCCAAGGGAUUGUAUAAAGAUCUUGAGGCCAUAUUUUCAUCAAAAUGAAGUUAGAUUGGAUUCAUUUGGGUAAAUACUAUUUAUGUUUUUUUUUAAAUUAAAUGCCUUUUAUUAUUUUUUCUAUUUCUAUUCUAUUCUUUCUUGUAUUUUGUAUUUUGAGGAGGUUGUAGAAUGGUAGAUUGUCUGCCAUGAGGUAUGCUUUUAUUGAUAAAAUGCAGUAUAUUAUUCUCC
Phalaenopsis equestris is the source of this 3739-nucleotide messenger RNA. RefSeq lists its product as uncharacterized. The transcript has 13 exons. The coding region runs from base 311 to 3556 and encodes 1081 amino acids. The record is from RefSeq and is a predicted model, not a curated record. Lineage: Eukaryota; Viridiplantae; Streptophyta; Magnoliopsida; Asparagales; Orchidaceae.